UAAACGGAAAUAUAAAUAUAUAAAAACUGUUUAGCACAGCUCAGCUAGUCGCUGAAUGUGCCAUCAUUACGUUGAUUUAUCUUAAAUGUGUAAUUACUUAUGCAAAAAUAGAUAUAACAACUGCCAACUGGAAACGAAUAGUGCUGGGAGCUAUUUUAUUGGUAUCUACAGUUCGAAAUGAUCAGGCAGUGCUGAAUGUGGAUUAUUGUCAAAUAUUGAAAGACAUCACGGUGGAAGACAUAAUGUCAUGCACUAUGGAGAAAUCUAAUCUCCCUAGUAAAAAUAAACAUUAUACGGCUUUAGAACGUAAAGUAUUUUUGCAAAUCCUCACUGAUUACAAACAUAUAAUUGAAAUUAAAAAAAGCGAUAGCACAACGCUAAAAGAUAAAGAUCUUGCGUGGAAUGAAAUAUGCAAUAAGUAUAACCAAUCCACUUUAAUUUCUCAAGAGAGGACUGUUACUCAGUUAAAAAAAUUGUGGACUAAUUUAAAACAGUCUCAGAGAGAAGCUUUAACACGGGAAAAGCAAUCAUACUUAGCAACUGGUGAAGGACCACCUGCAGUACAAAUAGAAAUUGAUCCCGAUAUUUCUAACAUUGCAUCUAAUCUUAUGAAGACGGCACCCGUUUCAUUUACGUCUAAUAUGUCUGAUGCAGAAAUCAAUGCUAAUCGAGACUUAAUGUUUGAAGUAAUAUCUACUGGUGAUCAAACUAUUGGAUUCCGAUAAUGAAAACACGCUCAAUAUAGAAAAAGGUUCCUUUAAUCCUACAAAGGAUGAUACAUUAUAUGGUGGAGAAAAACACACCGAUGUGCAAAAGGAACACUCAUCAAACAUAUUGGACGAUGAAAAAUUAAAACAGAUACGUACUUUGAAACGAAAAAGGGACGCAAUAGAUGAAACCAAAUUAUCAAAUACAGAAGAAAUGUUACGUAUGAAACGUAUCAAACGAGUAAUGGAACAAGAUCAAAAACUAGCACAUACUAAACAACAACACGAAACAAAUAUGAAUAAUAUGAAAGAAAAUCAUUUUAAAAAAAUUCAUAAUUUAGAACUGCAACACUUAAAACAGAUGCAAUCUUUGGAAAUAGAAAUAAAAAAAGCACAACUUAGAGCAAUUAAAUCCAAACAAAUUAAAGAAAAUAUUGAUACAGUUAGAAUUUGAAAUGUUAGAUACAUAUAUAAAAUAUGUAUCUUGUCCAUUUUGGUUUUUACAUGUUCCAUACCUAACUUUCUUAUAUAUUAUUAAAAUACACAUUUAAUAUGUUUUAAAAGGAGUUAUACA
This is a messenger RNA of Solenopsis invicta (red fire ant), 1281 nucleotides long. RefSeq lists its product as uncharacterized. The record is from RefSeq and is a predicted model, not a curated record. The coding region runs from base 243 to 725 and encodes 160 amino acids. Lineage: Eukaryota; Metazoa; Arthropoda; Insecta; Hymenoptera; Formicidae. The transcript is spliced from 5 exons.